AUGAAGGGCGAGAAACGCAGAAAUUAUGACUCUUCACGUUUCAAGGAGGCUUUUAUGAAAGUUAUAAAGGAUAAUUGGUCAGUGUACAAGGCGUCGAAGGAAUAUGGCAUACCGUGGUCUACUUUGAGAAGACACAUAGCUACUCAUGGAGGUGAAAGUUUCGACUUACCUAAACUUGGGAGACCAUUUACAUUAGACAGCGACCUUGAAUGUAAGUUUGUUUCCUACAUAAUUAAAAUGCAAGAACUAGGAUUUGGUCUCAGCGUCACAGACAUCAAAGCUAAAUGUUACGCUUUAGCAGUCCAAGCAGGAAAAGAUCACCAGUUUAACGAUGCUAAACGUAAAGCUGGGCCUUAUUGGUGGUGGUCGUUUAAAGAACGGUACGGGCUUUCAUUGCGCACGCCAGAAAAGCUUGCAGCAUGCCGAGCUGUUACUGCUAACAGACAAAACAUUGACGAUUUUUAUAAAAAGCUACUGGACGUCGUUAUUGAGCUGGAUAUUCUGCAAAAGCCUGAAAGGAUUUAUAACUGCGACGAAACCGGUGUAACGUUCGUCGUAAAACCGUCAAAAAUUGUCACUCAAACUGGAAAGAAGCUUCAACAUCCAACGAGUGCUCCAACAAGGCUUGACUUUUGUCGCCUAUUAACACCAGCCUACGAGCAUGCAUUUCAGCCGUCAAUAAUUAUGAACGGCUUUCGAAAAACUGGCAUUGCGCCAUUUGAUCGAAAUGCCAUAUCUGAUGAAAGUAUUGCCCCAUCAUUGAUGCAGCCAAGUGACCUACAGUCACAGAAUAUUGAAUCUUCCACUGAUAAUGCCCAAGCUUCUGCUGUCAAUCGUGAAACUGCGUCACCUUCAGUUUUCUCUUUACUUUCCGUUCCUGAGGUACCACAGUCUUCUUCUUCUAGUACCCGACGAGCUAAGCGGAAUCCACAGGCCCGAUAUUUAACACCUCAAAGCACGAACAACAUGGACAGUCCUAAAGAAAACAUCGUCGCCAUAUCAAACGAAACCACAGUCGCCGUUACCAGUGAGGAGACCGUUACCUCGAUUCGUGUCCCCUCUGCUUCUCCAACUCCUGGACCUUCAACUGAAAGCAACCUGAAGCGUAAACUACCAAGAGUCAAGGUAGAGAAAACACCAAAAUCAAAUAAAAGUACGAUGUGUGACUAUUGCGGUGUUCACUACUCCCAAGAUGUGGCACUUAGGAACGGAGCUGUAUGGGUAGAGUGCAUGAGCUGCGGCAAAUGGUACCACCAAGAAUGUACUGCCACAGAGUCGCCACAGUUCCUGUGUGAUAAUUGUGAUAAAGUAGACUUUUCAGGCACUGAUGACAGUGAUUGGGCACCUGAAUAG
This is a messenger RNA of Parnassius apollo (apollo), 1353 nucleotides long. The record is from the annotation of a GenBank genome assembly. Lineage: Eukaryota; Metazoa; Arthropoda; Insecta; Lepidoptera; Papilionidae.